AUGGCGAGAGUUGCAUGGAAAUCGAAAUCCUGCGCGACAUGUCGACGAAGGAAGAUCAAGUGCGAUCGAGCUCGUCCCCACUGUCAAAAAUGCCGGCUCUCUUCCCUGCCAUGUGAGGGUUAUUAUGGCAUGGGCGUCUACGUCCGUCUUCCACUGCGAUCUGGCGGUAAUAUUGGACAACAACAAAAUUCAAGUCCAGGUUCAGGUCCAGCAUGGGCAUUGACGACGACCACUGGGGGAAAAGUGGCCAUCCCUCCCGUCGUGACGGUCCGUCAAGAAGAUGAGAUGGUGGCCCUCUUCCUCGACAUUUUCAUGCCACCGGGCUCGAUCCAGCGCUGCUCGACGUGCCAGACGGUGUUCAGCUGGUACAGCGAUUUUCUCUCCCGGGUUGGCGCUGGCCGCGACAGCAGCAGUAGUAGCAGUCCUGUGUUCUAUCUAUCUAUCAAGCAACCAAGUCACAGUCACUCAAAGACCAGACCAGACCAGAAAACAAACAACAACAAAAGUACUUAUAGUGUAGCAUAG
Rasamsonia emersonii CBS 393.64 is the source of this 525-nucleotide messenger RNA. RefSeq lists its product as uncharacterized. Gene Ontology annotation, biological process: regulation of DNA-templated transcription. The record is from RefSeq and is a predicted model, not a curated record. Bases 1 to 525 code for a protein of 174 amino acids. Lineage: Eukaryota; Fungi; Ascomycota; Eurotiomycetes; Eurotiales; Trichocomaceae. Gene Ontology annotation, molecular function: DNA-binding transcription factor activity, RNA polymerase II-specific; zinc ion binding. The transcript is spliced from 2 exons.